AUUCAGACCGCGUCUAAGAAAGUGCAAGUUGAAAAGGGAGUCGUGAAGGGGAAGUCAAGUGACUUGCUAACGGCCAACUGGAUAGAUCCGAUGACAUUUGGCUGGAAAAAAGGUAGAAAUGUUUUUUGACGAUGAUGACGGAGAUUUCAGUCCAACUCCUGCGGCUGGAGGAUCAAAGUUGGCGUCUCUUUUUGGAAUGGGCUCAGGCUCAAAUGCUGGUAAUGAAUCACUGACAUACACAGCACCGAAGCAACCCAAAGCAAAGGAUGAGUCAAAUGGAAAAACAGAAGCAAAAUCUGCUCCAAGUCUUUUAAAUGCAACUGCAGUUCAUACUUUUAGAUAUGUGAAUGGGCAGUAUAUGAAACAAGGAAAAUUAGGAAUUGCAGUUCUUGGCAACCAUACAGAUGUAGAUUAUAAAAUUUUGAUAUAUGUGAGCCAGAAGCAACCAGUUGCAGCAGCAAAAAUUCAUGCAAAUUUCAACUACACUGCUCAAAAGAAUAACUAUGCAAGCUUCUAUGAUGACCAGUCACAAAUGUGGUCCAUUUGUUUUGAUAAUGCCUCUGUUGCAAGUGAAUUUGGCAAAUGGGUUGCACUUGCCAAGUUCAACUGUUCACCAGUUGGUCUGUUGAGCCAAGAUCUUGUGGUUGGAGAAGGACAACCUAUAGCAAAGGGUGACUCUGUAGAGCUACAGUAUACAGGAUAUCUAUAUACCAAUCAAUCAUUUGGCAAGAUUUUCGAGUCAAACAGAGAAGGUGGUAAACUGUAUAAGAUGAAAGUGGGAAAAGGAAAAGUAAUCAAGGGCUGGGAGGAAGGAAUUCUUGGAAUGAAAAAGGCUGGAAAAAGACUUCUUAUCAUUCCACCUGGCUUAGCUUAUGGAUCAAAGGCGAUCGGGGACAGAAUACCUCCGAAUGCAACUCUUAUAUUUGAGAUUGAUGUCACAAGGGCGAAAUUUGCGAACCCUGAUCCAAAUUUUGCAAGACAAGAUUCCUCUUCGAGUGAAGGUACUACAAGCUCUGCAUCCAGUACUCAGGCCACAAAAUCAACAUCAAGUAGCGACACAAAGCAAGAAUUGCCAGUUAUCAGUGAUCAGAAAGUGUCUGAAAGAGAGGAGACGAGCUCAAAGAGUAUCCCACAUUCUGAUUCAGCUAAAUCGAAUAUUGAAGGGCAGGCUUCGUUACCUGGUGAUCUCCAUACCGACGAAUCAAAAAGACGAACACAUUCUCUGACCGAACAACUAUCAAAGUCUUUAGAGAGGCCUAGCGGUAGAGCGGAUUUGCUCGCUCGAAUGUCAAAAAUGGGAAAAGCAAUGGUUGGCUCGCCGCAAGCCGCCUCUGGAGAGUGGGAUCACGAGACUGUGGAGGUCACAACGGAAGCGCAAAAUAACGAACAGCAGACUACAAAAGAGGAAACGAAAAAGCAUGAGAACGAGACUCAAUCUGAACCCACCCCAAAACCGGUAUUGAAGCCUCGACCAGAACAUGCAGCCUCGAAUCCAAGGAACCCAAAUGAUAGCUACAGCCACCCACGCACUGGAUCCCAUCAUCACGAUUCAGCAAGCUACAGUGCUUCUCCGCAUCAGCAGCUGAAUCAACCUCUAGCGAUUUACCAACAGCAGCCACACCAAAUGUAUGGGGUACAACCGAUGCCAUUUAUGCAGACGAUGCCUCCAAUGCAGACGAUGCCUCCAAUGCAGACGAUGCCUCCUAUGCAGACGAUGCCUCAAAUGCAGACGAUGCCAACUAGUAGUGCGCAGUCUUCUAACGAUUUAAAUCUAUUGAUUUCUGAAAGCAAAAUUCACCACGGCGAAAUUAAGUCAGCAGUUACUAGGGUGACCGAAAGGGUCGAUGACUUGAUUCACAAGGUCGAUCGAUUAGAGAAAGUAAAUUACAGGCAAGAGGUAGCUAAGCCAAUGAUAGCAAGUGGCAACGAAAUGGAAGCAUCUGUGCUCGCGUCCAAUAUCAACAGAAUAUUACAGGAAAAUGAAAAAUUGAAGAAGGAAUGUACCGAAAAGACAAAGAAAAUUGAGGGUUUAAACGAAAGAAUUUCCGACAUGUUACUGAAGAAUCAGAGCUUCCUGGAGCGUAGCAAUCAACUGAUGGAGGAAAGAGCUGAUUCAAUUAAAUCUAAUGCAACACAAGCAAUGACAAAAAUCGGCACGCUGGAGCAAGAAAAUAUGUCCCUGACAACCCAAAUUACGUCACUAAAAGCAGAGAUAUCCGGUCUUGUGGGGAGAUGCGAUGAAGCAAGCAACAAAGAGGACGAACUGAAGGCAAAAAUACAAAGUUUGAAAGAUGAAAGGGAUUCUGCAAGAGAGAAACUAGAGUCUGCUAGUUCAAAUGCUUCAGAUCAUAAAGAUGAAUUGGAACAGUUAAAAAAUAAAUAUAAAGACGAGAAACAGGAGAAAAAGAAGCUAAAAAAUAAAUUAGAUCAUUUGGAUGAAGAACUUCAGGAAAUGAAGCAAGAAAAAGAAAGUCUCGAAAAGGCCGUGAAUGAAAGAAAGAAAAAACAGCAGUCGGAUCGAAAGAAAUUCGAAGAAGAGGUUGAAGACCUGAAAAAUUCGCACGAGGAAGAGCUGAAUUCAUUGAAGCAGCGUUAUAAGAAAGGAUCGUUAGAAAAUGAAAAGAUAGCAGCUUUGGAAGCGGAAUUAGAGGCAAGGCAUCAAGAGCAUCUAAAAAAGGCUGUAAAGGAUGUUGAAGAGAAAUUAGAGGAAAAAUGCCAAGAAGUUAGUGCCGAUCGGGACAAACUGAGAUUGGAGCAUUCACACAUGGCAGAAAAGCUGAGCAAGCUAACCUCACUUGAAGAAAGAAACAGUGAACUUGAAAGGCUUGUUGAAGAUCUGGAAGCGGCUAAACAAGAGUCCUUCAAUAAAGCAGAUAACCAAGUAGAGGAUCUGAAAAGGAAGCUAAAAAAUCUUAUGGAACAAAAUGAAUCUAUAGAAAAAGACUCGUAUGAGCGUGGAUAUCUUAAAGGAAAGUCUGAAAUUCCAUCCAAAAGCUCUGAAGAUGUUGAAGAUAAUCAAGCGAAUGUGGCAGAAGAGGUAAAGAAAGUCAUGAACGCGGUUUUCUUCAAGCUGAAAGGCGAAUUUGAGGCUGAGGAGAAUUACACGGGGAAGCGUGUCAUGGCAGAAAUACUCCAGACGAUCAGAGACGUCACAUUGAAAAUGACUGAAGAUAGCAAAAGUCAUGAUGAGGAUCAAAGUGAAGAAGACGAAAGUGAAGAGGAGGAAUGUGCGGACGAAGAAAGUCAGGAAGAGAGUGAAGAGGAAGAUAUUGAAAAAGAAGAAAGUGAAAAAGAAAAAAUUGAAAAGCCAGAACUUGAAGAGGUGGAGACUGAGAAAGAAGGUAGUGAAAAGGAUGAGAGUGAGGAAGAAGAUGAAGAUGAGAAUAACGAAGAAUCUGAGACUAGGACAGCCGAUGCUCAUGAUGAUAAGAGCACCGAAAAAGGUGAUAAUGAGAAGAACGAUGAAGAGGAGCAUAUGGAUUCAGACACUGAAGAAGUUGAAGAAAAAGAAGAUGUGGUUCUAUUAACAAGUGAAAACGAGGGAGAUGCAGAGAAUGUGUCACAAUUGGACGAAAUUGGACAGGAAAACGUCGGUGAUGCGGUACAACGGGAGAGCCAGUAUUCAGACGAUGAAGAUUUAAGUGACGAGGAGGAUAAUAUUGAUGUAACUAGUACUGAGAUUGAGGAGAAUGUAGAAGAAGCCGCAAAAGCUUCUGGAAAUGAAGAAGAUAGCGAAGAGGGAGGUCAAGACCUUGACGAAACUCAGAGUGACAAUGUUGAUGAUACAAAAACGAACACAGAUGUCGCCAUGACCAGCAACCUUGAGAGUGCUGAACAGGAAAGCAAGGAAGAUGCAAUUGAUAGUAGUUCUGGAGACAAUCAAACAGAAAGUCAAAUCGAGCAGCUGGAAGAUAAAGUAGAGAAGCCUUCAGCUGCUGAUAAUGGCGCCAAAAAUGAGGUUAUUGAGAGAAAAGAUUCCAAUACAAAUGAAGGAGUCAGUAGCGUGCCAAAGAAAAUUCCAGAAUCGAGUUCAACUAGUUUGUUUGAAAAUGACGAUGAUGAUGAUGAUGAGGACUUCCUUACUUCAAACAAAUCAAAGUCUGCUUCAAAGAAACCUGGCCCUUCCGCAUUCAGUAGAAGCCCUCCGCCGUUGUUUGAUGAUGAUGAUGAUGACACAAACUGGAUUUAGAUAACACUAUAUGUAACUAUAGAAUCAGAAUUCUUCGUUAUAUUCUCGCAAAUCCACAUCAAAUAUGGGUAUGCUCUCUUUGACUGCCGGUUUUCAAGCCAGAGAGCAAAAACUCGACGACACGUUCACUGUUUCUGUAACAAAUAAUAUUCGGCAAUAAUCUUACAAAAAGAUGCCAAGAUGCUGGUUCAAAUCACUUGUCCUUUUUCAAAAUUUAUCAAUCAAGAGAUUGUAAAACUAAAGGAAUCCUUCUUUGAUGUGGAUGGCUUUAUUGUUAUAGUAAUAGAUAUAGAAAAUUAAAAUGUACGUAAUUGAAAUAGCCGCUGUAAAAACGGGUAAUUUUCUUAGAAUCCAAGGCAUAAUUGUACAUUGAUCUUAUAGUUUGUUUGUAAAACUUUCUUUGAGAAGCAGAUCCGAUUUUUUAUGUUCGUACAUUUCUAUUUUUGUAUUUCAAUCUUAAAAUUGAUGUCUCUUUGAGCUCCCUGUGUGACAGAUGCCUACUUACGAUUCAAUUCAUGAUGCUCUAAGGCAUCUUGCUGUUGUUUCUAAUUCUAUCUUUCGAAUGAAAUUGAAUGCUCACAUUUAGGCUUUCGAAUUAUUCUCAACUCAUUGGUUUAG
This is a messenger RNA of Rhopilema esculentum, 4807 nucleotides long. RefSeq lists its product as uncharacterized. The record is from RefSeq and is a predicted model, not a curated record. Gene Ontology annotation, molecular function: peptidyl-prolyl cis-trans isomerase activity. Lineage: Eukaryota; Metazoa; Cnidaria; Scyphozoa; Rhizostomeae; Rhizostomatidae.